AUGUUCCGUCGCCCAGGUGCUGGCCGUUCCAAGGCUUCAGCCGACACUCUCUGCCAGAAAUGCUUGCAACGUGGACAUUACAGCUACGAGUGUAAAGCCCCUGCCCAGGAGCGCCCUUACAAGUCGCGCCCAUCCAGGACACAGCAACUGCUCAACCCCAAACUGAAGCCUAAACUCACCACCGAGGUACCAGAGGAUCUAGUGCGGAAGAAAGGCAUCGCCGACGAGAUUCUGAAGAAAAAAGAAGACGAGCGCAAGCACGCACGCUCGCCCUCUACAUCGUCUGUCGACUCCGUCUCCACCAUAUCUACCAACCGAUCACGGUCACGAUCCCGUUCACCACCACGCAGAAAAUACCAUGACGCAAGACGCCGAGACCACGACGACAAAGCCCUACGCAAACGAAGCAGACGAUCAGUCUCAACCAACUCGCGCGCCUCACAAGACUCAGACAAGGGCGAUAGAAAUAUCCGACGACGCAUGAGCUCGUUCAGCCCCGACGAGCGCGGCCGCCGACGAACGAGAUCACAGUCGAGAUCCAGAUCAGCACGUAUGCAAACAUCCCUUGAGACUGCUCGAGGCAGGAUACCACACAGCAUGGGCGGUAGCGUCCGGUCACGUAGCCGCAGUCGCAGCACUAGACGAGACAGAAAGCGGCCGGGCCGGCGGUACUCGGUUUCGCGGUCACGAUCCGGGAGCGCGGAUCCCAUGGACACUUCGGAUGAGCGACACCCCGCGCCCAACGGGGCCGCGCCAGGAGCCAGAUGGGAAGCCUCGCCUCCUCCAUCAGCGAAGCGCCCGUCUUCGCGUUCACGUUCGCCCUACCGCGAUAGUCGCGAUCGCAGCCCCAGUCCGUUUUCGAAGCGUAGAGCCCUGCGCCGGUCGCGAAGCCCGCGCGAGGCGAGGAACGGGGGGAGGAGACGUGUGAGUCCGAGUGGAAUUGCGAGGAAUAGGUUCGAGGGGUAUCCUUCUGCACCUCCGGUGCAGGCAGCGCCUCCACCAGCUCCCAGGGAGCGCAGUCUGAGUCCAUACAGCAAGCGGUUGGCUUUGACGAAAGCUAUGCACAGUGGAUAA
This is a messenger RNA of Bipolaris maydis ATCC 48331, 1074 nucleotides long. Its product is annotated as zinc knuckle-domain-containing protein. The record is from RefSeq and is a predicted model, not a curated record. NCBI's taxonomy places the organism in Eukaryota, Fungi, Ascomycota, Dothideomycetes, Pleosporales, Pleosporaceae.